Molecule: messenger RNA, 509 nt
Organism: Acanthoscelides obtectus
Lineage: Eukaryota; Metazoa; Arthropoda; Insecta; Coleoptera; Chrysomelidae
Source: the annotation of a GenBank genome assembly
GGCAUAUACGUACACCAUCCGUAGCUCUCCACGCCAGCAGCAAUACGCAAUUUACGUCUUGGAUAUCCUCACAUACCUUGCCUCUCCAGGACCGUGUAAGGUUACAUUUUAAGGUACUGAAGAUGAAUUGCAAUUGUAUUGCCAACAAUCUGUAACGACGUUAGGAUGUUUGUACCGAAACAUUGGAAUUUUGCAUCCCACAAAAGCCACUGAAACGGUGAAAAGAUCUAUGAAAACUAUUUUUCCAAAUGGAUUUGGUAAUAGUUUUUCCCAUUCUGAGAAGCUGUAGUUUUAACUUCUUACCUUGUCUAGAUGAAACCGCCCAAACGCUAAUACAGACAGUUCAAACCAGUUACUGCCUUUAUGUCUUUCAUCUUGAAAAACAUGAUCGUGCUUUAGUGAAAACUAAUGGAUUACAUGGCUUGAUAUGUUCAACUCAUAUGAAUACUAUCUUUCGACUUUACUAGAUAAAUAAGUAAAAGAAAAAAAUAUUUUUUAAAAUAACUAGC